AGCAGAGCCGAGACGUCUAUAGGUGCUAUAAAAAGCGCAGAAUCUUUUGUCCGCGCCCAGUAUUAGCAUAAAUCAUGUUCGCAUUGUGGCUCAUCUUGGCCUGCUGCUGCCACUGCUGCUGGCCAGCGGAGAGUGGUGCCGCGAUUGGAAUCGUUAAAUCAUUGGCCGAACAGCAGAGCGAUGGCUCCUACUUCUUUGCCUACGAGGCGGCCAAUGGCAACUACCGCGAGGAGGUGGGCAUCGUCAAGGAGGACAGUCUGGAGGUGUCCGGAGUCUAUCGCUACCUCGACGACAGCGGCCAGAAAGUGGAGGUCAGCUAUAUGGCCGACCAGAACGGCUUUGUGCCGCGAGGCUUCCACAUCGGAGCUCGCUCGAAUAUAAAUAAACCUUUAUAGAGUCAUGUGUUGGCGCAUAACCAUUGGCUUUGAUGGGGGGGCACUCCAAAUGCUAGCCACACAAUUACAGAAGCGGCGCAAGAUCGAGCGAGGAGUGCCCUGCCAUCUGCAAUUGGGUCCGCUCCAGCAGCUGUGAAGCUGGAGCGAGGGGAUAUUUAAUUUGCACACACACCGACAAUCGGGAGAUUUUCGAAAUUAGUUAAGCUGUCAGAUUUAUAAAUUGUGGCAAUUGCUGUGCUUGGCCAGCAGCAGAGUCUACCACAGUCUCCCACUGCGGGCCAUGGUUGCCCUUUUGCCGAACGUACCAAAUGUCGGUGUCGUCGUCGUCGUCGUCGUCGUCGCUGGGCAAAUGAAUCCGUAUUUAUCACCCUAUCAAAUUAAUGACGAUGCCAACACGAUCGUUUAUAAUGGGGCCCGGAACUCCACUCGCGAUGAUUCUACAAUUUUCUGCUUAUUGAAUUAAUAGCGCAAUGCAAAUGGAAGUGUUUUAUGCGCCGCAUCAAAAUUCUAAUUCAAAGCAUUUGUUAGCAGCAAGAUGAUCGUUGCAGGGAGAGUUAUGAUCUCUGAUCGUCAUCUGUGUGUGUUCGAUAAUAUUGAGGGGAUUACACCCUCCUCCAGAGACAUGCCUUGCGCACACUGUGGGAAAAACCACAAAACGAAACGAAAUUCUCGAUAUGUCGAUUCGAAUUUGAUAAUCUUUAAAUAUAGCU
This is a messenger RNA of Drosophila obscura, 1105 nucleotides long. It is a transcript of the gene Cpr47Ed, whose product is annotated as larval cuticle protein LCP-17. The coding region runs from base 75 to 395 and encodes 106 amino acids. Gene Ontology annotation, cellular component: chitin-based extracellular matrix. The record is from RefSeq and is a predicted model, not a curated record. Gene Ontology annotation, molecular function: structural constituent of chitin-based larval cuticle. The transcript has 2 exons. Lineage: Eukaryota; Metazoa; Arthropoda; Insecta; Diptera; Drosophilidae.